CCCUUUACGUAAAUCCCACAGAGAAUACUCUUUAGAGAAAGGAAGGAGCAACGCCCUGCAGGCGGAUGCGACUGGAACGUUCGCCCAGAUGCACCGUCCUCUGGCGAUUGUGAGGAAAGGCUGCUGCCACAGAACCCAGUUCAGGAAGGCCACCCCAGACCAGACACAAACUCUGGAUCUCUCGCUCCACAAUCACCCUCUACGUCGACCGCUACUAAUAUCCCACAACAUCUAAUACGAACGGAGAUCAAACCGCAAACAUCGACUGAAAAUGCCUCCAAGCAUCGUGAAGGACCAGAGAAGCCGCCAGACGAAGAUUCGCACGCUGCCGAACCGGGAGAAACUCCAUCCCAGCUGGAGGCGGGGGGCAGCGGGUGCAGGGAGAGCCCCCCAAUUAACGAACUGCCUUGCCACCCCUGUCCUCAACUACAGCUUCGGAGUUAUCGAUUGGUCACCUACGGAACUCCAAGCCAUCGAUCGAGCGACCAGAAAACUCCUGACCAUGCAUCACACCCACCAUCCGAAGGCUGCCGUCGAAAGACUCUACCUUCCGAGAUGCAAGGGAGGGAGGGGACUCAUCGAACUCGAGUCCCUCUAUAAGCGGACGACGUGCGAAGUCGCCAGAUUCAUCGAAAGGAAACAGGGACGGCUCAUUUCCAUCCUGAGAGAGCGCGAUGCCGGAGAUGCCACCCGCUUUCGAAAUGCACUCCAUCUCGAUGACGACUGCGACACGAGUGAUGUGAAGACGGCAGAUCGAGGACAAAGAGAAGCAAGAUGGAAGGAGAAUCCGCUUCACGGCCGGCAUCCCAAGAUCGUGGAUAAACCAUCGAUCGACUCGGACGUAAGCUAUAACUGGCUGAAGAAGGGACUGCUCAAUGCCGAGACGGAGAGCAACAUCCUAGCCAUUCGGGACCAGUGCAUUAGAACUCGUACCUACGAGAAGCACGUCCUGAAGCUGGAUGCGGAAGACCGCUGUAGAUGCUGUCAUGGACCACCCGAAACGGUUCACCACCUCCUCGGUGCCUGCCCCGAACUAGCCCCGAGGGAGUACUUGUAUAGUUCGGACGUCAGCUAUAACUGGCUGAAGAAGGGACUGCUGAAUGCCGAGACAGAGAGCAACGUCCUAGCCAUUCAGGACCAGUGCAUUAGAACUCGUAACUACGAGAAGCACAUCCUGAAGCUGGAUUUGGAAAUACCUAUUUCAAAAAAAGACAGAGCAGCCAUUACACCCGUGGUGGAAUCGGAGAGAAGGCAGACAGGAGCGUGGAAAACUUUCGAGUGUAUUCCUUGCGGGGAGGCGUUCGCAAGUUGUGGCGAUCAAAAACGCCACGCUUACGAACGACACAGGGAUACGACGAACGGCCACCCCUGCCUCACGUGCGAGGAAUGGUUCCCUCGACCGAGCUUCCUCGAACGUCACCGUCCCAUGUGUCCGCAGAUACUCAUUCAAGAAGGAAAGCUGUUGGACGAGGAGCGGCGGUCUCUGCAAUGCAGCCAAUGCCGUAAAACGUUCACGGCAUAUGAAAACCUGAUCAUGCACAAAAAAAAAUCCUCCCAUUUUUAUGGAGAAAAUUCGAAUUCGGCGCCGUCAGCUCAGCCGACCCUGACCCCGCCGCCCAGAUCUGUCAACACCGCACGCAAGAGUUCCAUGGGACUCGCCUGUAUUUACUGCCGAAAGGUGAAGGUAUCGAUCAAAGGGCGCUUACGCCAUGAAGAACACUGCAGCAAAAAGUACGUCAUCAAUGGUGUGAUCUCGGAGGAUGAGGCUCGCUCUAUGGCCUGCUGCGUUUGCAGGAAGAUAUACAGCAACUGCAAGGAUCUCAUCAAUCAUAAGACCGUUUCCCAUCGCCACAGGAAGAUCACGUCGAAAGCAUCGUCGAAGUCGUUCUGA
Molecule: messenger RNA, 1891 nt
Organism: Darwinula stevensoni
Lineage: Eukaryota; Metazoa; Arthropoda; Ostracoda; Podocopida; Darwinulidae
Source: the annotation of a GenBank genome assembly